Molecule: messenger RNA, 2993 nt
Organism: Rhipicephalus microplus (southern cattle tick)
Lineage: Eukaryota; Metazoa; Arthropoda; Arachnida; Ixodida; Ixodidae
Source: RefSeq, a predicted model, not a curated record
AUGCGCAACUACGAGAGGGUCUAUUACUGUGCGCGAGUGCGGUGUAUCCGGAUCUUAUCGCUGGAGGUGCCCCAGACGGUGGUUGUGGGCACGGAGGCCCGGCUAAGGUGCGCCUACGACCUCGAAGGAGACGUCCUCUAUUCGGUAAAGUGGUACCGGGAUGACGUCGAGUUCUUCCGAUUUGUGCCUUCCGACCGACCACCCGGGCAAUUUUUUCCCGUUGAUGGCAUCAGGGUAGACUUGCAGCGUUCAAACAACGGUACCGUAUUCAUCCGCAAUGUGGACCACCUCACGGGCGGCAACUACAAGUGUGAAGUAUCGGCGGACGCCCCUUCUUUCAAGACGAUGUUCGUGGAAAAGAUCAUCCGGAUAGACUCCUCCUCUACUUGUAUCCAAGUUCCAUCUGUGGUGACACUUCUGCUCCUGGCCCUCGCGUCUCACGCCGUCUCUCGUCUCGGGUCCAAUCGCUGAUCGCAUCGAGACCCACGUGACCCAAGUGGUGACUGAAUUGCUCAGAGAAGCAGGACUGCACUGUUCAACGGAGAGAGAGACAAAAACGCCCAUGCUGUGUGCAGUGACCAGACUGUUCCCGUAAACAGCGUCGAAAAAUAACAACUGCAACGCCUGCGUACAAGAGCCUACAAGAUGGCAUGUGAUCUCAGGGUUAAUCUGUGUGUUCCCUUUUUUUUCUUCUUUAUGACCUGACAGCUUUGCAUCGCGGCAGGAUGGCUGUACAAGUAGGCGUUAAAAAAAGCCAAGCCUUGGCACGAUGUCCGCAAGUACCACCAGCUUAGUUGCAGUUCCGUGUUUGUUAAUCAAAGCGUAAUUUAAUUCAGAUGAACUGAUUCGUAGUACCACUCCUCAUACAGGAGACAUCGUUCUGACUGAACAGAUCCUGUCAUGAAUAUCAUAUUCCUUGCUAUAGUGGCAUUCAACGGAAGCAACAACUUCAACUGUUCAUGUACCCAAAAAGGCAUACGUGGUGGAGUUGGCCACGUCUAGCACUUAUCUUAAUAGUACUCUCAUUGUGUGCGUAUGUCUACUGCAGAAGCCGGGCUGCAAUACCAAGACUAUUUGCUGGCAAGCAUGCAUUGCGUCACUCUGAGAAAUGACGGCUAUUAUUGUAACUGCCAGAUGGGCACCGGUCUGCCCGUCUGGUAGCGUAUGCUCAGAAUCAAACUUUACGAAAGAGCUUCUGAUGGUGACGGAGUACCAAGAACUUUGUAACAAACGAACAGUAACUUACCCGGCAUGGGUGACUGAUAUCUGCGCGAUGUUAGCCAAAUUUCGAUUAGCCAACCUUCGCGUUCGUGGUGACAAGCAAGGUUUUUUUAUCAGUAUCACUACGUGCUACUGUCAGCAUAGGGGAUAAAAGGCUUCAGAAAAUCACUCCAUCAAUGAAAACUGAGUGAAAACCCGUUAAAUUGUAAUGAAUUAAUUAAAUUACGAAAAGAUACUUGCAUUUAGAACAAUAGUGGAUGGAAUUCAAAGCGCUUUGCACGUGGGGGUGUUACCGUAUAGGCCGGCAUGGUACUUCUAAAUAAGCAGUUCGCGCUAUGUCGCAGAAAGCAAGAACGCAUUUGAUUAGAAUUUGAUGCGAUGCGUAUGACGCUUAAGACCACUGUGGUUGUUUAUUCAUAUGUUCCCAAGUUUCUGGCUAGACUUACGCCAAACAGGCGCAAACCAUGUUAAAGUUGCGAACACUAAUUUGCGCAUUUUGUUACCUUGCGGGCUCAAAAAAGAGUGCUUCACCAUUUUUCGAGUUACCGUUUCUUUUUCACUUGUCACCCGCAAUAAGGCGGUUGUGAAGGUGACACUUUUUAAUUUUCGGAAGUUUGCUGAUAGUUGUGAAAAUUGUUUCGACAAUAUUGUGAAUAGUAAUGACACUCUUUGAAAAAACUAUCGCGAAUCUUUGUUAUUUAAAGGAAGAACACAAAUAGAUCAUUUGGAUAGUAUUCCGGUACAGCGAUCUUCCAAUGAAUGAGUUGUUUGGCGCUGCAAGAAUAUUCGUCACUAUGCAAGAAGCACAGUUAGGAAUCAACUAUGCUCUAACUGGUAACUAAAUUACGUUUGUUACGAAUGGUACUGCAGUCAUUUUAACUUAUUCCAUGAGAAGCAAGAUAAAGACCUCAUCACGAAAGGCAUUGCAAAACAUCGUCGGUAGCAAUAUGGACACAGAAUAUGCAUAAGACCAUAUGUUGCAUCGCGUGUUGUCUAGUAUAUUUUCUGUGCACUUGUUUUUGCCCACAAUGCAGCAAUGGCAAACUGCCUACCAUAGCUGUCCACACUUUCACUCUGAUUCGCUGUGUAACAAAUAAUUGCUUAUAUGCUCAGAGCUACUAAUCACGUGGAUAGAUUGGAGUUAUCGAUUUUACUUCUGGAGGCUUCUAGUCGCAUGUAGUACUUUGUAUAUGCCUGCCUUUUAUAGAAGAUCAAUCUAAUUUAUCUUCUAUAAAAGGCAGGCAUAUACAACUUUGUUUUUUUUUUAUUUUAAACUCCAUUUAUUUACCUUUUUGCUCACAAAACAGCCACGAAAUGCCGGUGUAUUGAACUUUGAAUGGGUAAGUCAAAAAUCUUGCCUGCAUGGUAAAGUCUCGCGUGCAACGAAAGUUCAGUGGUGACUGUGCAAUGUUACACACUCAAGGUUUGUUUACCUGCGAAUGCUGCUGAAAGUAUUAGGUACAAAAGAUUAUCCCUGUAAUGUUUGUUGCUAAAAUGUCAACCUGCAUUUUUGUCCGUCGCUGUAGGUUCGAACAGAAAGCCAAAAGCUAUUCAGCGAACGCGGCUGGAACUACAUGUUUCUGGUAGAUACUUUAGCAUUGUCCGGUUGGUAUAGGCAAGUUGUAUCAUUGAGUUGAACAUCAACGCAAAGUUGCUAGCGUAUGCUUUAGUUGGCCUACUUUUUUUAAUAUUAACACAUCACGUCAUUACUGUACAUACUGUCAUCGCUGUUACAUUACGGAGUUUCAAUUAAACUGUAGCUGUUGCACCAC